GGACGAGGACGAGGAAGAGGCCGGCGCGCAGAAGCCGACAAGUCCGAGCGCACGUGAGAAGUGGCCGGGGUGAGCUCAUAAGUGUGCGCUGGCGGCGACUCUCCAACUUUUCCUCCUCCUCCCUCGUCGCCGUUAGAGUCCCCGCCGUCGCCGUCGACGCCAUGCAGUCUUCGCUCGUCCGCUCCGCCAUCGCCCAGUCCCGUCGCAGCGCCUUCGCCUGCCCGGCCAGGCUGGCCUCGACCAAGGCAACCUCCCUCAAGGACAGGGUCGCCGAGCUCAUCCCCGCAGAGAUCGAGAACGUCAAAGCCACGCGUGCCGAGCACGGGAAGAAGGCGUUCGGCCCCGUUCUCGUCGACCAGCUCUAUGGCGGCAUGCGAGGUCUCCCGGCCCUCAUCUGGGACGGUUCCGUCCUCGACGCUGAGGAGGGCAUCCGUUUCCGCGGAAAGACCAUUCCCGAGUGCCAGCAGGCCCUUCCCAAAGCACCCGGCGGCCAGGAGCCCCUUCCCGAAGCCCUUUUCUGGCUUCUCCUCACCGGUGAGGUUCCCACCCCGGAGCAGACUACUGCCCUCUCCCGCGAAUGGGCUGCCCGCGCCGAGCUGCCCGCCUUCGUCGAGGAGCUCAUCGACCGAUGCCCGUCCACCCUCCACCCGAUGAGCCAGUUCUCCAUCGCGGUCACCGCCCUCAACCAUGGCUCCGCUUUCGCGAAGGCGUACUCCGAGGGCAUCUCCAAGAAGGAGUACUGGAAGCCCGUCUUCGAGGACUGCAUGGACCUCAUCGCCAAGUUGCCUAACAUCGCUGGUCGCAUCUACCGCAACACCUAUGGCCGCGGAAAGCUGCCCGCCAUCGACCCCACCAAGGACUACUCCUGGAACUUGUCUCACCUGCUCGGCUUCAGCGACAAGCCCGGCUUCGUCGAGCUCAUGAGGCUGUACAUCACCAUCCACAGCGAUCACGAAGGUGGCAACGUCUCCGCGCACACCGGCAAGCUCGUUGGCUCCGCUCUGUCGGAUCCCUUCCUCGCCUUCAGUGCCUCCCUCAACGGUCUCGCCGGUCCGCUGCACGGUCUUGCGAACCAGGAGGUGCUCCUCUGGUUGCGCAAGAUGCAGUCCAAGAUCGGCAAGGAUGCUUCUGACGAGGCUGUCAAGGAGUACGUCUGGUCGACGCUCAACGCCGGCCAGGUCGUCCCCGGCUACGGCCACGCCGUCCUCCGCAAGACGGACCCGCGGUACACGGCGCAGCGCGAGUUCGCGCUGAAGCACAUGCCGGACGACCCGCUGUUCAAGCUCGUCGGCCAGGUGUACAAGAACGUCCCCGACAUUCUGCUCGCUGCUGGCAAGGCGAAGAACCCGUGGCCGAACGUCGACGCGCACUCCGGCGCGCUCCUUACCUACUACGGCCUUGAAGAGAUGCAGUUCUACACUGUUCUCUUCGGUGUCUCGCGUGCGUUCGGUGUGGCUGCGCAACUCAUCUGGGACCGUGCGCUCGGUGCUCCUCUCGAGCGUCCCAAGUCGUACUCAACCGCCGCGAUCCAGAAGAUAUUCAAGGACAAGCAGUAAGGUGGGUUGGUCCAAAAGGCUUGAUGGAGACGUGGAUAGCGUGUUCGGAGCCGUGCGUUAUGGGAUGGAUCAGUAGAGUAAUAGUAAACUAUGUCAAUGCUAUUCGCACUAGUGGCAAUGUAAUGCUUGCUUCUUCGACACAA
Messenger RNA from Fomitopsis serialis, 1699 nucleotides. Its product is annotated as citrate synthase. Gene Ontology annotation, biological process: carbohydrate metabolic process; citrate metabolic process; tricarboxylic acid cycle. The transcript is spliced from 9 exons. NCBI's taxonomy places the organism in Eukaryota, Fungi, Basidiomycota, Agaricomycetes, Polyporales, Fomitopsidaceae. The record is from RefSeq and is a predicted model, not a curated record. Gene Ontology annotation, cellular component: mitochondrial matrix. The coding region runs from base 162 to 1556 and encodes 464 amino acids.